CCCGACCCCUAAGCUCCGUCUCCGCCUCCGCCGUGCCCCCACCCCACCCGCAUCCCGGCGACCGAGCGCGGCGAAGGGAGCCCACCGGCGGUCAAGCUCGGGCCGCUGGGCGGCGCGGCGGUCUACCUCUGCAACAAGGCCCUCCACAGCGUAGAGGGUUAAUCGUCUUGGACCGCGUCGAGGGGAUAACCACCCCGGCCGCGCCAAAACAGAUCCAUGGAUCUCCGACGCGCGCCAACGGGUCUGCCUCAUGGUCAUCGAGACUGCAGAUGCCGAUCAUCUACGCCACGUCAGCGCACGACCCAAUUUCGUGGAGAGCGCCUCCGGGAGCAGGGGGUCUCCAGAUGGUAACUUCCUCCUGGUGCAGGACCCUGGGGGAGAACUAUAAUGAGAGAGUGUUGCCUUCAAUCAUUCAUGAAACACUCAAAGCUGUGCUUGCCCAAUACAAUGCCAGUCAGCUAAUCACACUCAGAGAGGCUGUGAGCAGGGAGAUCAGGAAGAUUCUGACCGAGAGGGCAAAGAACUUCAAUAUCGCUCUGGAUGAUGUGUCCAUUACCAGUCUCAGCUUUGGUAAAGAGUUCACUCAUGCCAUUGAAGCCAAACAGGUUGCUGCUCAGGAAGCUGAGCGUGCCAAGUUCAUCGUCGAGAAGGCUGAGCAAGACAGUAGAAGUGCAAUUAUCAGGGGACAGCCUUAACACUUGUACAAGAUGGAGGUGGAGCAUUGAAAGAGGCCUUAGAGGCUCAUGAUCUGGACCGAGGCAGAGCUAAGCUUCAGUCAAGGUGCUUCUGUGGACUCAUCGCAGCUUCCGAGCUAGCUCAGCAGCCCGGUUCACCAAAGUCCGGCAUGGCACGGCUCGCCAGCCCUACCAAAGGAUAUGACUCUCAGCAAACGAAAUUUGCAUCCAGCUGAUGCUGCAUUCGACGAUAAAGGAUUUCCCUCCUUUAUAUUAUAAAGCAAACACCCUAGCUUGUUGGACCA
Hordeum vulgare subsp. vulgare (domesticated barley) is the source of this 979-nucleotide messenger RNA. Its product is annotated as prohibitin-2, mitochondrial-like. Gene Ontology annotation, biological process: mitochondrion organization. Gene Ontology annotation, cellular component: mitochondrion; membrane. Bases 270 to 695 code for a protein of 141 amino acids. Lineage: Eukaryota; Viridiplantae; Streptophyta; Magnoliopsida; Poales; Poaceae. The record is from RefSeq and is a predicted model, not a curated record. The transcript has 4 exons.